Molecule: messenger RNA, 1131 nt
Organism: Bipolaris maydis ATCC 48331
Lineage: Eukaryota; Fungi; Ascomycota; Dothideomycetes; Pleosporales; Pleosporaceae
Cellular component (GO): fungal-type vacuole
Source: RefSeq, a predicted model, not a curated record
AUGCGUCCCUCGGCAGGCAUCAUAGGCCUGCUGCUCAUAGCCGCUCCGACUGUACUUGCUCAGGGCAACAACGCACCCAACGCACCCAACGCGCCCGGUGGGACAACAGCGAGUACCCAAACCUCACAAACUGCUACUUCCGCGAACACCCAAACCUCACAAACUGCUACUUCCGCGACUACCGAGGCUGCGUCAACAACACAGACCGAGACAGGAUCGACAAGUGUCUUCAAUCUUGCCGGAGCUCCCACACUUGCCGGUGUUGGUGUUCCUGUCCCCCAGAUUCCAGACACAUCCGGGGCGGCGUUUAUGCAGAAAUCGAACCUCCCUGAUGGAACUGUUUUCAUCUGUGUCGGUGCUAUCCUCGCCUUUUUCGGCGCCGCUUUGAUGGCAUGGCGUGGCCUUGUUGCCUGGUCGCUACAUCGCUCCGUCAAGCGUGCAGCAUUGAGCCAAAACAUGACUGAUGUCAAGUCCAUGGGAGCCAUGCCUCCUAACAAGCGGGGGAUGUACAACGUUGUAGGUGCAAACUCCACCAUGUCUCUGGAUCGCUUAAAUGCCGCACCAAUUGGCAAGUCUGCAAAGCCCUUUACGGGCGCUCCCACUAGUUCAUCCCAGAGGCCCGUAUCUUCUCUCUUCUUCUCCCCUACUGCUGGUGGCGCUGCUGGCAUACGGGAUUCAGUAGUCAACCGCUCUUCGACCUACCUUCCUGCCGGAUACUAUGCAUCUGGCACCUCAGCGCCUGCUUCCGGAUCGCCCCAAAUGCACGUCGGCGGCCAAAACUUCAACAACCUGUCUGCACUGUCUCUUUCAACGCCAGGAAACCGCUUCAGUACAAGAUCCGGCAAUUCGCCUCCAGAGUCGCCCUCAUUGCCACCUUCUCGUGGAGGAUACCCACGCGCACCUCCAUCCCGAGAAGGCCUCUCUGUGUACAAACGCAAUAGCGUUGCUACCCUCACUACUCCGGGAAACACACGAAGCGGUGUCUUUGGCCAAGACAGCAACCCUAGCCAGCUAUCCCUCAACGUACCAGGAGGCACAAACGUUCCUGGUGGCCGCACCCCCAGCGGCUACCUUGAAGACUUGUUUGAACACCACGGCACCAACGGCACCAAUGGAACCGAACGAUUCUAG